Molecule: messenger RNA, 1126 nt
Organism: Diachasmimorpha longicaudata
Lineage: Eukaryota; Metazoa; Arthropoda; Insecta; Hymenoptera; Braconidae
Exons: 13
Coding region: 121-990 (289 amino acids)
Source: RefSeq, a predicted model, not a curated record
GUCAGUAUUUAACAAACAGAGGCCACAGAUAUUUAAUGAGUUUUUGUAGACACAUAUCAUAUAAUUCAAAGUUUCCAUAAGACAAUUGAUUGAACAAAAGUCUGUUCAACAAAGUCGGAAAUGUUGGGCCAACUCAUCGUUUUCGUUGUGAUCAUCACAGCCAUUUCUGUCGAUGGAUUGUGCACCUGCCGACCUGGUAGGGGAGAAGUACUUCAAUACUGCAAAUGCCCCUCCACAAUUAGUUACAAAAUAGGAGAGCAUGUUAGUAUCGGUGAUUAUGACGGGUCAGUCACUCGCGUUUGGCACACAAUCCCCAACAACAAUCGGGACACAUUGGUGGUAUUCCUUCGACCUGGUGCGACUCACGUCGCAAAAAAGAGUAAUGGAUUAGUGCGACUAAUCACCAAGGAGGGAUUCUGCAUUUGCGAGAGGGCGUCUGAAAACGUGCUAGUACAUUGCAAGUGCCAUCAUGUAAGGAACCUCAGAAAGGACGACGAGGUGUUCCUUGAAUUUUUAAACGAAGCGGCCGCCCCACCUCACGAGUAUAAGGAUCAUCAGGAGCAUAAGGAGCAUCAUGAACAUAAAGAGCAUCAUGAACAUAAGGAGCAUCAGGAGCAUAACGGUCAGGAAGAAAGAUUCAUCGAGUCUGUCCGAUAUGACGUUGUGAUCGACCGUGACGGCCGACGUAAAGUCACGAAAGUUACCACAUAUAGGAAGCUUAACACCGAUUCAAGCGGAAAUCAACAGGAGGAAGCCGUCGAAGAAGAGGCGUUUAGCCCCAUCCAAUAUGGAGAUGAAGGCACAACAGUCAUAGUUACGGAUACCACCACGGAAACCAAAAAUACGGGAAGUAACGAACGAAGUGAGGCUGGAGCUGGACACCGCUACUAUGUAUGCAGAGUUCAUGGUGACACAGUGGAAGUGACACCACGGAAGCCACAUCAAACCGUAGAGGAUUUCUUAGAACAGUGGAUUCGAGAAUCAUCGUAAGUCUAUUGCACUUCUGCAGCUACAACUUAGUCCUGAAAAAAUCAGGAUCACCAAGAGGAAACAAUAAAAUUUCAAAAAACGUAAUGUACUGAAUAGUUAAAAAAGCACAUUAAUAAAAUUGUUGUUUCAUGAACAA